Molecule: messenger RNA, 2937 nt
Organism: Lycium ferocissimum
Lineage: Eukaryota; Viridiplantae; Streptophyta; Magnoliopsida; Solanales; Solanaceae
Product: isoamylase 3, chloroplastic
Exons: 23
Coding region: 681-2759 (692 amino acids)
Biological process (GO): carbohydrate metabolic process
Molecular function (GO): hydrolase activity, hydrolyzing O-glycosyl compounds
Source: RefSeq, a predicted model, not a curated record
AUUCAACUCUUCGAGUAGUAGAAGAAGACCUCUUGCACAAUUCUUCCGAGGGCAGAAAAGUAAGAGUAAGGUAGGAGGAUACAAGAUUAGAGCUGCCAAGGUCCAGGAGUUAAUUUGCUAGAGAUGAGCGUUGAUUCCUUCAGCUUUCCUUCUAACCCUGUGCACAAAAAAUGCCAAAGAUUUAACUUUUGUGCACUCCCUUUUUCCAGUGAACAACAACAGCGUUCAGGAAAGUCCUUAUUAUGUAAUUUUCGGGGUGCUGAACUGCCUUGAGACAUUUCAAUUUGAAAGUCUGAUGUGCUCGAUAAGUACUGUUUUUUUUUUUUUUUUUUUUCCUUUCUUCAUGCCCAAACUACGUGGACAUGUUUAAUGUUUAAGUAGGGUCACUAAGGUCUAUGCCAGGGCUUUGUUUUAGAGAGUGGUACGAGCACUUUAACAUUUCAUAUUCUAAAACAUAAGACAGAGAACUAAAUCUUUUGUGAGGAGUAUGCUUUGCUGCAUAUCCCAGUACUUGGUGCUAACUGAAAUCACAAUGCUACCUAGACAUACUAUUCUCUUUUUUGUCGUGUUCACUUUUUCUGGUAGCAUCAACAGUGUGAUGUAGGAAUUGAUGAUGGAGCCAAUUGAUCUGGACAGUUAUCUCCUUUUUAUAAGGACAACCAAUCUGCACCUCAAGUAUAAUGGAAGAAGCUACUCAAAUGCUGGACGCUUUCUCUCCAUUCGAAGUUUCCCCUGGUCUGGCUCAUCCACUAGGAGUAUCAGAAAUUGAAAGUGGAAUAAAUUUUGCAAUUUUUUCUCAGCAUGCUUCUGCUGUUACGCUUUGCAUAAUUCUUCCAAAAAGUAUUCAUGAUGGAAUGAUUGAAUUGGCAUUGGAUCCACUGAAGAAUCGCACGGGAAACAUAUGGCACAUAUGCGUUGAGGAGUUGCCCCGAGGUGAUGUCCUUUAUGGUUAUCGCAUUGAUGGACCACGAAAUUGGCAUGAAGGGCAUCGAUUUGACGAUAGCAUCAUUUUGAUUGAUCCUUACGCAAAACUAAUUGAAGGUCGGCGAGCUUUUGGAGAUGAUAACAAUAAAAUGUGUAGAUUUUUUGGAACUUAUGAUUUCAACAGCUUGCCUUUUGACUGGGGAGAAAAUUACACACUUCCAAAUAUACCUGAGACAGAUCUUGUUAUAUAUGAGAUGAAUGUCCGUGCUUUUACUGCUGAUGAAACAAGCGGUGUGGAUCCAGAUCAACGGGGAAGCUACGUUGGUUUGAUUGAAAAGAUACCACAUCUUCUGGAGCUUGGCGUUAAUGCAGUAGAAUUAUUGCCUGUCUUUGAGUUUGAUGAACUGGAGUUGCAAAGGCGACCUAAUCCGAGAGAUCACAUGAUCAAUACAUGGGGUUACUCAACAAUAAACUUUUUUGCUCCAAUGAGUCGAUAUGCAAGUUCUGGUGGGGGACCUGUCAGUGCUUCCCGGGAGUUCAAAGAAAUGGUCAAGGCCUUGCAUGGCGCAGGAAUUGAGGUCAUUUUAGAUGUUGUUUAUAAUCACACAAAUGAAGCUGAUGAUGAAAACCCGUAUACAACCUCAUUCCGAGGAAUAGACAACAAGGUUUAUUACAUGGUGGAUUUGAACAACAAUGCUCAGCUGCUGAACUUCUCUGGAUGUGGAAAUACUUUUAACUGCAACCAUCCUGUAGUCAUGGAACUUAUACUUGAAAGCUUAAGACACUGGGUCACCGAGUAUCAUGUCGAUGGAUUUCGCUUUGAUCUUGCUAGUGUUCUUUGCAGAGGGACAGAUGGUACUCCCAUUGAUGGUCCCCCCCUUGUUAAGGCCAUUGCCAAAGAUAGUGUACUGUCGAGGUGCAAAAUUAUUGCUGAGCCAUGGGAUUGUGGAGGCCUUUAUCUUGUUGGAAAGUUUCCAAACUGGGACCGGUGGGCUGAGUGGAACGGGAAGUACCGUGAUGAUAUUAGAAGAUUUAUAAAGGGCGAUUCUGGCAUGAAAGGAAAUUUUGCAACCCGUAUCGCAGGUUCAGCGGAUCUGUACAGGGUGAACAAGCGAAAGCCGUACCACAGUGUCAACUUUGUGAUUGCACAUGAUGGUUUUACCUUGUAUGACCUUGUUUCAUACAAUAGUAAGCACAAUGAUGCAAAUGGUGAAGGUGGCAGUGAUGGAUGCAAUGAUAACUUCAGUUGGAAUUGUGGAAUUGAAGGUGAAACUUCAGAUGAAAAUAUUAAUGCUCUGCGUUCACGGCAAAUGAAAAAUUUUCAUUUGGCACUGAUGGUUUCGCAGGGAACAGCAAUGAUGCUUAUGGGGGAUGAGUAUGGGCAUACCCGCUAUGGAAAUAAUAACAGUUAUGGACAUGAUACCGCUAUCAACAAUUUCCAGUGGGGACAGUUGGAAGCAAAGAAGAAUGAUCACUUCAGGUUCUUCUCCAAGAUGAUUAAGUUUCGCCUGUCGCAGAGUGUUUUUAGAAAAGAAAAUUUCAUUGACAAGAACGAGGUUACCUGGCUUGAGGACAACUGGUACAAUGAAGAGAGUAGAUUCCUUGCAUUUAUGCUCCAUGAUGGGAAUGGAGGAGAUAUUUACUUAGCAUUUAAUGCGCACCACUUUUCCGUCAAAGCAGCAAUACCUUCACCACCAGGAAAUAGAAGCUGGUACCGAGUGGUGGACACUAAUCUGAAAUCUCCUGAUGAUUUUGUUACUGAAGGCGUGGCUGGCAUCAGUGAAACUUACAAUGUUGCACCCUACUCUGCUAUUCUUCUUGAAGCAAAGCAAUAAUUACCGGGAUUAUACUGCUCUAGAUAUUUUGUCCAUGGGCUAUCACCUUCUUCUGGAUUGGAUAGUUUGUAUCGAAAUUCAGGCACUAAUAAAAGCAUACAGUUAGCCUAUAGCUAAUGUAGUAGAGCAGAAAUUAUGUGAUAAGCAACCAGUUUGUUCAGGCUGCUAUUCACAGGUA